This is a messenger RNA of Penicilliopsis zonata CBS 506.65, 1957 nucleotides long. RefSeq lists its product as hypothetical. Gene Ontology annotation, biological process: establishment of cell polarity; septin ring organization. Gene Ontology annotation, molecular function: protein binding. The coding region runs from base 234 to 1724 and encodes 496 amino acids. Gene Ontology annotation, cellular component: nucleus; cytoplasm; division septum. The record is from RefSeq and is a predicted model, not a curated record. The transcript has 2 exons. NCBI's taxonomy places the organism in Eukaryota, Fungi, Ascomycota, Eurotiomycetes, Eurotiales, Aspergillaceae.
GGCAGAGUAUAUAUAGUACCAGGUUGAACUGGGCAUGCAUUGGCUGCAGACGUGGCUGUACGAGACCGAGUCAUUACGGCGUACCUACUACCUAGGUACCUAGUGCCAGAGGUGGAAUUUUUAUACAAGUCCUGCAGAAGAGGAAUUCACCCUGGACAAUAAAUAGUAACGCUCGUAACUCCCCAACUCCAGCGCACACAGUCUUCCUGGCCCCUUCAACGCCGUCGAUAGUCAUGCCUGAUCCCUCAGGCCGCGCCAUCCCGUCUCGAAACGCACUACGCCCGAAUCCGCCUCCAGAUCUGUCCUUCCCGACCGCCAUCUCGACUCCUGAGUCCAACGACGGUGGCACAUACCGAAUUCAAAUCUUCUGGAAAGGCGACCCCGGUGUGGUAGAUAACUUCAUCAUUUGCUACCAGAACGAGGCCAUCAUGCGGAAAUGGUCCAAGGACAUCGAGAACCAACGGGCGAUUCAGGCCGAACAGCGCAACGCCCGGAAUACUGGAACAUCCGAGACCGAAUUCAUGUAUAUGAAGAGUGUGAACAUGCCUAAUCCAUACCAACAGGAGUAUGAUGCCGAAGAACAGUCGGUCAAGGAGGCGGCUUUCUUCUCCGAGUUUCCCAUGAGUCGAAACGCCUCGAGCACCAGCCUGCGGACACGGUCUGCCACCGGUGGCAGCGGCGGCUCCAGUCGACCUCGUUUCCAAAUGCAAAUGCCGGAAGCGUCCCUGGCGGUGCAUACUCAAUUCCAGACCGGAAGCAUGUCCCCGGGAGAGCGAAACGGCAACUCGUACUUCUCGCCCAUGUCCGAGGCCGCCCCCUCGGCGCGAUCGAGCUCACAGUCGACCGGCUAUUCCUACGGCCGGACCGGGACGCCUUCAAACCAAUGGCACGAGGAACCCAACCGGUAUACCGCGCCCGCACUGUCGCGCGGGGUCUCACGCGACGGGACGAACGGGACCUCUUAUUUCAAUGGGCCGCCUCCACCAAACGGACGAAGCGCGCAACGACCUUCGCUGCCUCCGAUGUCUGGGCCUCAGGCUCAGCCCCCGAACGGCAUGGCGCAGCGGAUGCGUUCGGCCAGCAGUCCAGAUAUUCACCACCAUACCGUGCCGGACCGUCGAUACAUGGCCGGAUCCAUCGACAAUGUUCCCGUGCCCCCAAUCCCCGCACACAUGGCCAACAUGCGAGCCCCGAUCAACCGCAGUCAGAACAACUCGCCGACAAGCCAUAACCUCCCGGGCGCGCGCUCCGCGACGCACUCCCCGGCGCAGCAGCUACCGGACGGGCGACCAGCGCCCCCCUUACAACAUACAAGCCACUUCCAAGAACCUCAGUACUCGGAGAGCAACCGCGGAACGCCGCUCGGCCAUGACCAGCCGACCUCGCCUCUCAGCCAGGAGUCGGAGGACCCCUUCAUGCCGACACAGCUCAAGGCCAAGGUCAACUUCGACGACAACUACGUCACCCUCGUGAUUGCCAGCAACAUUCUCUUCCGCUCCCUCACGGACCGCGUGGACGCCAAGCUGGCGCGGUUCACGAAUCGGUCCAUCGGCAGUAAAUCGGUGCGACUGCGCUACCGCGAUGAAGACGGCGAUUUUGUCACCAUCGACAGCGACGAGGCGGUCCAGCUUGCCUUUAUGGAAUGGCGUGAACAGCACCGGGAUAUGCUUUCCAAAGGGCAGGUGGGCGAGAUCCAACUAUACUGUCAAGUGGUGGAGAAUUGAACAUACGAGAGUUGCUCAUGACUAUCUUUCCUCAAAUCUAUUUGAGUCUUGCACAUUCUUCGCUCAUCUACUUAUUGACCGUUGCCUCUUUUGCCAUUACAACGACAAAGAGACUCAACUCCCUCCACUCCAUCACCGGGGGACCAACUUGAUAAAAGACUCCUUUCGACUGUAGUCGUCUGGUGAUUUGAUGAUGAUGACUUGGUUUUUUUUUUUUUUUUUUUUUUUUUUUU